AUGAAGAUUUUCUCCUUGUUGUUGGCAGUGCUCCUCACAGAAGCCUCCGGAAAAGCAAGCGAAGAGAAAUUCAAGCUCAGCGAAGAUUGUAUACACAAGCAUCCAAAUCAUCAACUGCCAAAUAUAGCAGAAAUUCUUACCUUGACCUCAAAUCAAACACUGCUCGUCCGCAAAAACCGCCCAAAAGAGUUCAGGGGUGACACAAAACUUUCCAGCGACCAGAAAAAAUCCUUUGCGAAGCUCCUAAAAUCCGCCUCUUCCAGCUGCCAAUUCACCUCAAAAGACAAGCUCUUCGCAUUCGUUCAAUCUGCCAACGGAAAUGAUCAAAUAUGGCUAUUGGAGCAUGACAAAAAGCGCGAAAAGCGAAUUAAAAUGGCCAAGAAAAGCAUCCAUUACGAAAUCAAGAAGCCAAAGAAAGUACAGACAUUGGAAAAUCGCUCUCGCGUCACCUUCAGAAUUCCGAUAACGCCCCUCGAUGGGAAUACCGCAAAGCUGGGUAAAAACUUUCAGCCAUUUAUGCUGGAUUCAAGGGCUACGAACUCGCAUUGUUUUGAAAAUCCUAUCUGGAAAGCAACGACGAAAAAAGUUACGAAAAAGUACAUCGAAUACUCCAUCAAAUCUUUCAAUGAAGAUUGUCACGGAGCUGGAUUCGAUUUCAAGUUCUUCUCGUCUUCUGGUCCCAUCGAAAAAUUGAUAAAACUCGAGUCAAAAGCGACCCAAGAAACUUGCUCCAACAACUUUGACUUGAUAACCAGGCUGGAUAAAUCAUCUUCUGCUUCGUACGUCUUUAAAAGAGACGUUCAAAAGCCACACGAAGACUGGUGCAAUGCAGGACAAGAAUGCUUGGAAAACGGAGGACAAAUAUGCUUCAACAAAAAGCUUCAAGAAGCUAAGUGCGAGUGUCCAUCAGGAAGAGAAGGAAAAUGCUGCCAGCAGCUGGUCGAUAUAGUUAGAAAUACCACUCCUACUACUCCUGUUCCUGCGAUAACGACGCAAUGGGCAGCGAUUGGGCUCUCCAUUUUCAUUAUUACAGUGAUGCUCUUCGGCCUGGUGGUCUAUCAAUGCUUCAAUCAACGAAGACAAACUCAACGACGCAAUUUCAGCCGAAAAGCCAAGUCGCACACUACCGGAAUCGUGGCCCCAUUGCCGAGAAGACCAUCACAAGCUGUUUCGGGAAUGACGCAGUCUAGCAGACAUGACGAUGUUUUGUCGAAUAGCAAUUCGAAUGGAACUGGAAACGGCUUUCUUCACGAAUCGCUCAAUCAUGGCGACUUUGACAAGACGAUUAGGAAGCCGAAUUGGUAUGGAAACAAACCCAGCCAUAUGCCCGGCAGCGGGAUGAACAAUGGUCUCUUUCAUCCGAACCAGUCAGUCGUGAGCGACGAGACAACUCUUCCCAACAUUUCACAAAUCCAGCAAGACCAGAAUCAGUCAAGAUCAAGGAAACCACUCAUCUACGCGCCCUCCGAAGGUGAUAUCGACGACAAAGAAAACAUGCUGUGA
Messenger RNA from Oikopleura dioica, 1503 nucleotides. The record is from the annotation of a GenBank genome assembly. Lineage: Eukaryota; Metazoa; Chordata; Appendicularia; Copelata; Oikopleuridae.